Polistes canadensis is the source of this 3110-nucleotide messenger RNA. RefSeq lists its product as uncharacterized. Bases 859 to 2304 code for a protein of 481 amino acids. The record is from RefSeq and is a predicted model, not a curated record. NCBI's taxonomy places the organism in Eukaryota, Metazoa, Arthropoda, Insecta, Hymenoptera, Vespidae. The transcript has 8 exons.
AAAUAUUUGAGUAUUCAAUCACACACAAAUCGAUUUCUAUUUUUAAUUAUUAAUUAAAGAUCGUGAAGGUAAAUCGUAACAAUAAUAGCACACAAAGAUGCUAUUCAAUGGGUUUAAUCGUUUAUUUAUUUAGUCAGAUCGCGUUACACGAGUUCUUUUUUUAUAUAUCGUAUACAAUUGAACGUACAACAAGUCGUUAUUCUUAUUACGACUUUCCUCGACGAUGUAUCGUCACAUUCGAACACGUUAUUUCAUUAGAUUUCUCGAUUUUCAAAAACAAAAAAAGAAGAAAAGUGUAUUCGAUCGAUCGAGCAUCAAAAAAGUAUAACAAUUAUUUGUCGAUAAAAACAAGUAAGUAAUAAUAUUUCGUCGUUAUGUGUGUAUGUGUGAUAGUUGAUAUCAAACAUCGAUCGAUCGUACGGUAAACAAGAACACGGUCGCAAGAAACAUUGGUUCCCACGAAAGGCGAAUGGAGACUAAGAGGAAAGGGUUCAACGAUCUUGCUUGACAUAAAGAGAGUAAGAAAAUAAAUCAAAACGAAAGGAGAAAGAAAGAGAGAGAGAGAGAGGAACUCGAGUGUGUGUAAAAGUAAAAGAAAAAAGUGGCGAAUCAAAAGAAAAAUUGUCUAUCUCUUCCCUUAUACGCACACGCACGCGGCAGCUUCCAAAUUGGAUAGUAGAAAUAAAUAAAUUAGAGAGAGAGAGAACAAGAAAGAAAGAAAAAAAAAAAGUUAACGAGUACGUUAUCGGUAAAACACUCGACUCAACCCUCCAGAUCUUUCUCUAGAGGGCUAAUUUUAAGAAAAGAUCCUUGAGAAGUAAGCCUAAGAGCCGAGGUAUCCUCGUGAAAUGAUCAGUCAUGGGUUUGGUUAGAAGAACAACGAUUCCCAACGUUAUUUUUCUCCCACUUCUUGUUCUUACAUUUUUAGGACAAUUGACAGUACCUGGUAUCUGUCGUAUUAUUGUCCCAACGAGUGAUAAUCCUUCAUCGUUUAUCCGUACAACCAAAGCCGUGAAAUUGUCAUCGGGUAAUAUGGAAAUAAUCGAUGAGAUACAAUGUUCCGAUCGUGUGUUACGUUUAACGUGCAGAUCAUUAAGAGCUUUCAUAUUUGUAUUGAAAGCGGAGUAUCAACCAAAUCGUACGGAAAUUUGCGGACACGAGAGUCAAAUGUUAAUUUCUAAAAAGAAGAAAUUCAAAUUGGGAGGCAUUGGUUCACGCGUCAAAGACACCAGCAGGCAAUUACGUGGAAAUUAUAUCAAAGACGAGGAGGAAGACGAACGUAAUCUUUACGACGUUAGGGCUUCCUUCAACAGAAAAUGUUCCGGUCAACAUCAUUGUCGAUACAAUUUGAGCAACGACCACCCAGGAACGACUUAUUGGCAUCCCGCUGCUUUAAGAUUAAAAUACGCUUGCGUUCCUGAGAUAGCGGUUUGUAAAUAUUGUAACGUUGAAGUAAAAAUACCCAAAGGGGAGGAGGGAGGUUAUUUAAAGUCUCCAGGAUAUCCACUGUAUUAUUCAGGAGGUUAUUCCUGUGGUUGGACAUUUAAAUCGUCACCGGGUGAAAGGAUAGUCCUUACUUUUCACGACCUAAAUAUUCGCAGCCCAGAGUCGGAUGGAAGUUGUGUAGACGUAGUUAGAAUUCGAGAAAAAGGAAAUACUUUGUUCGAACGUUGUGGUAUCGCCGCUGGUAUUACAAUAAUCUCUAAUUCGAACCUGGUGACCCUUGACCUGAUAACCUCGACGAGACUUUAUCCUGCACGAGGAUUCCUUCUGCAAUAUCAAGUUUUACGCUGUCCAAACGUUUCAGCACCAAACGGAAGUUAUAUAUCGAAUGAUACAGUGACGUCAAGAACGUUCUCGUGUAAAUCCGGCACCGUGUUUUACGACACGAGGAAAGAGAAUAGAAUACUUGAGUGUAAGAACGGAAAAUGGAACGAGAGCAUCGAUAAGUUGCCUACUUGUGUGGCUACGUCAGCAGUGAUUCUCAAAACAGAGAACGAGCAUCAUCAUUUGUCGAGUCUUUCGGGUGACAACGUUCUUGGUGCAGGGGUGAGAAUCGGUAGGGGAGAAGGCGCAAUCGCAAACGAAAACGGCCAAAUUAUGGAUUCGGCGCAAUCUGCGAUGAUGAAGCAAGCGGACUACGUCGUAGAUGUUGUACUUCCAACCGUCCUGAUCGCUUUAUUGUUCGUUGGAAAUGCCAUCAUUGUCUAUAUUAUAUUCCAGUAUAGAAAGAGAAAAGUUCCAACGACAGCACAAGGAGAAGAGAUGGCCCUAAGAAAUACAGCGGAUGUUCCACAAGUGUGAUUCCAAAGGAAGAAGACUAAUUACUUUUAAUGUCAAUUGUCGUUUAAGCAGAAAGUUAAUCAAAGGCCUAGUUCGUAUAUAUAUAUAUAUAUAUAUAUGUAUAUAUAUACACUUCGGAAGAAUAAGAGACGUCAUUUAAUAAAAUGAAACGUUCAUUCUUUAUAUCUACGCAGAUGCGAAGAUGGUAUACGCCAUGGGAAACAUAAUACAUAUAAAUCCUUUCAAGAAUUCUAUUUAAAAAGAAUAAGAAAUAAGAACAAAAAAGAUAAAAAAAUAAAUUAAUUAAUUAAUUAUUAAAAAUUACUAAUAAAUUUAACAUUGCGUACACAUAUACCAUAAACGAAUAUGAUGUACUGCUGCCAUGACAUUGCGUAUACUUUUAACGAUAGUGCAUUAUAAUGUAAGGAAAUAAUAUAUUCUAUAUUUCGUCCAAAUUGUGAAUAACUUAUAAAUAAAACAGAUUUUUUCUUAAAUAGAUUAGGCUACUCUGAUAAAGGAAGAAAAAGAAAGAAAAGUAAUUAAUUUCUAUUAUAGUUUUAUCGUUUGUCUAUCUUCUGAUAUUCUUAAAUCAAAUUACGAAAAAUUUAUAAUAGAUUAAAAGAUGCUUUAUUCAAAUUCUUUUUUUCUUCAUACAUAAUCAUAUAUUCGUACAUAUCAUUUUUUUCUUAAUAUAUAUCAUACAUUUGUACACAUCUCUUUUUUGUUUAUUUUCAUACAUAAUUUUUAUAUAUAAGCACGAUAAAGUUUAUUUCAACGAAUUUGUCUUAAAAGAAUGGUGUAUUAAAUCAAUGAUAAAUUAAUUACAA